Molecule: messenger RNA, 2001 nt
Organism: Amphimedon queenslandica
Lineage: Eukaryota; Metazoa; Porifera; Demospongiae; Haplosclerida; Niphatidae
Exons: 11
Coding region: 47-1969 (640 amino acids)
Source: RefSeq, a predicted model, not a curated record
UCUGUGCAAACUGUCAGCCACUCCUCCAAUUCUCCUUAAACUGGUCAUGUCAGUCUCUCUGGUGUGUCUUUUUUACUUUUUCUUCUUCACAAGUAAUGCACAGUGUCUCUCAGAUGUGGAGGAGUGCACUGAGAGAUUUAUGGAGCUACCACUUGUUUCUAAAAGAGCUGGGCAGAUUGGAACAAAAGUGGCUGUAAAUGGUCCACUUGAUAAUGAGAUCAGAAUCCUUCGGGGUUUUCCAUUCAAUUGUCCAACUAAUAUCACUAGUCUAAUAUUGGGGAUUGAUGUGAGGGUAGCUACUGGUAUUCGUACACGCUUUCCCAGUGUUCAACUCUUUAGAAUAUCAAAUAAUAGUAAUAAUAUGUAUUCUGUAGUGGCUGAGAGUGAGAGGAUCAUUUAUUAUUCCACUUCUAAUGUCAGUACCAGUGGAGUGUUUGAAUAUCCACUUGAUCCUCCUAUAUCAGUGCAAAAUGGAGACAACUUAGCUAUAUCACAACCAGAUGAAAAUGAAAGUAUUGUUGUUGUUCAUUACAUUGGCAAUAUGCCAUGGGUCACAGUUGAAUUUCCAUUUGGCACUACAUCCUACACCACCCCAGUCAAUUCAUCAUUAAAUGAUCAAUUAGUUUUGGUGCACCCAAUAAUAACAGACACUCAUUGUGUUAUGAGUACAGUUAAUGAGACAGCUUUCAGAUCGUAUUCUCUUCUAAUAAAUGAAGUUUCUCCACUGAUGAUGCAAAGACAGAUUAUCUACCCAGAGAUUGAAUUUUAUUGUAAUGGAAGUAUCACAAAAUGGAUUUAUGGUGCUACAAUAAAUGAUUCAAAUACGCAACAGCCUGAGCUCCAAAUAUGGCGGCAGACAAGUCCCAGUAAUUAUAUAAAAGUAGGUAGCAGUUCAAUAACAAUGAGCAACUCUACAAUCCAUGGAAGCAAUGUCUUUGAAUUUAUUCCUAAGUCUCCUUUAUCAUUUCAAGAAGGGGAUAUAUUUGGCGUCUUCAACCCUCCCAAUACUCAAGUGAACUUACAUGAGCAAGAAGGAAAUGGGCCAUUAAAUUUGAUCCAAACUACCAAUCUUUAUAGUGCUCCAUCAACUUUUACAUCACAACACACAACUGUAAAGAUGAAUUUUCCAUUAGUGACUGUAGAAAUUCAAGUUGAUACAACUGUAACGUCACUGUAUGUAACAUCUUCAAAAAUCCAAGAUGAAGCAUCUUUCUCAUCAGUUCCAGUAACUUUUUCAAGUGUUUAUUUUACCACUCAGUCUGUUAUACAGAGUGUCUCUAUUGCUAGUGCUUUUUCCACAGCUAUGUCCACUGAAAGUAUUAACAUUCAAAGCACACAAAAUCCUAUGUCUUUUACUCAAUCUCUUAAUUCACAAACCAGUGUGACUAGCGUUUCUCAUACCAGUAGUAUAAGAAGGCCUAUUUCACAAUCAGAUAGUGUGUCCAUUUCUUCCACAAGUGGGACAUUAAUAUCAAGUAGUGUAUCUAUUACUGGUAGCAGCACUUCAAAUCCUCAAGAAAGCUUAUUACCAGCUAUAGCUGGAGGCCUAGUUGGAAUUAUAGUUUUAUUAUUACUGUUGUUAGCAUUGUGUGCUAUUGUUGUGAUUGUAAUGAUGUUUCGCUCAAAAAAGAAAAAAAAUGUUGCACUUGGAAAUAAUCAAAUGGAAGCUCAAUAUGAAGAAGUUGGUCCCAGAAAUGAGCUUUCAUUCCAUAAUGAACUUUAUCAUAGUGUUGAAUCUCAGGGACCAUUUGAAGUUCCUUCACAAUAUAGCAAGUUGAAUUUUACAGCUAGCUCUGAUACAAACCAAAGUAAUGAUAAUGUUCCAUUUUAUACGGACAUAAGUCAAAGUAAUUUUGAUGACCAAAUUAAUACAAUGAAGAAUCUUGCAUAUCGAGAAGUAAAUUAUGAUGAAGAUUGUGAUAUGAUUGACAAUCCUUUAUAUGAAAGUGAGAAGAAACAGAUGAAUUAAUAGAUCUUGAGUGGUCAAUAUUGAAAGUAGAC